Molecule: messenger RNA, 1842 nt
Organism: Ochotona curzoniae (black-lipped pika)
Lineage: Eukaryota; Metazoa; Chordata; Mammalia; Lagomorpha; Ochotonidae
Gene: TBX18
Product: T-box transcription factor 18
Exons: 8
Coding region: 1-1842 (613 amino acids)
Biological process (GO): somitogenesis; positive regulation of DNA-templated transcription; regulation of transcription by RNA polymerase II
Cellular component (GO): nucleus
Molecular function (GO): DNA-binding transcription factor activity, RNA polymerase II-specific; RNA polymerase II cis-regulatory region sequence-specific DNA binding
Source: RefSeq, a predicted model, not a curated record
AUGGCCGAGAAGCGGAGAGGCUCUCCGUGCAGCAUGCUGAGCCUCAAGGCGCACGCCUUCUCGGUGGAGGCGCUCAUCGGCGCCGAAAAGCAGCAGCAGCAACAGCAGCAGCAGCAGCAGCAGCUUCAGAAGAAGCGGCGAAAGUUGGGCGCGGAGGAGGCGGAGGCAGCCGGGCCGGGCGACAGCGGAGGCUGUAGUCGCGGCGGCGCGGGUGAAAAGGGCUCCUCGGAGGGAGACGAAGGCGCGGCGCCCGCGGCCGGCCGGAGCUGCGCAGAGCCGGAACGGAGCUGUGGCUCGCGCGGCGCCGCGGGCAGCUGCGAGGACGGCUUCCCGCCGGGCGCCUCGCCUCUGGCGUCCCCUGGAGGCUCCCCGAAAGGGUCCCCGACGCCAGCCCUGGGCCGGCCGGGCACUCCGCUGCCCUCGCCUCAGACGCCGCGGGUGGAUCUCCAGGGAGCGGAGCUGUGGAAGCGCUUUCACGAGAUUGGCACGGAGAUGAUCAUCACCAAGGCGGGCAGGCGCAUGUUUCCAGCAAUGAGAGUGAAAAUCUCUGGAUUAGAUCCUCACCAGCAAUAUUACAUUGCCAUGGAUAUUGUGCCAGUGGACAACAAAAGAUACAGGUAUGUUUAUCACAGCUCUAAAUGGAUGGUGGCAGGUAAUGCGGAUUCCCCUGUGCCACCUCGAGUGUACAUUCAUCCAGACUCACCUGCUUCGGGGGAGACUUGGAUGAGACAAGUAAUCAGCUUUGAUAAGCUGAAGCUCACCAACAAUGAACUGGAUGAUCAAGGCCAUAUCAUUCUUCAUUCUAUGCAUAAAUACCAACCUCGAGUGCACGUCAUCCGUAAAGACAGUGGAGAUGACCUUUCUCCCAUCAAGCCUGUCCCAGCUGGGGAGGGAGUUAAGGCCUUCUCCUUUCCAGAAACCGUCUUCACAACUGUCACUGCCUACCAGAAUCAGCAGAUUACGCGUCUGAAGAUAGACAGAAAUCCAUUUGCCAAAGGCUUCCGAGACUCUGGGCGAAACAGAAUGGGUUUGGAAGCCCUGGUGGAGUCAUAUGCAUUCUGGCGGCCUUCAUUACGGACUCUUACCUUUGAAGAUAUCCCUGGAAUUCCCAAGCAAGGCAAUGCAAGUUCUUCCAACCUACUCCAAAGUUCUGGGAAUGGCGUCCCUGCCACCCACCCUCACCUUUUGUCUGGUUCUUCUUGCUCCUCUCCUGCCUUCCAUCUGGGGCCCAACUCCAGCCAACUCUGUAGCCUGGCUCCGGCUGACUAUUCCACCUGUGCCCGUUCAGGCCUUGCCCUCAACCGAUACAGCACGUCCUUGGCGGAGACUUACAACAGACUCACCAACCAGUCCGGCGAGACUUUUGCCCCACCCAGGACUCCUUCCUAUGUGGGCGUCAGCAGCAGCACCUCUGUGAACAUGUCCAUGAGUGGCACUGAUGGGGACACCUUCAGCUGCCCACAGACAAGCCUGUCCAUGCAGAUUUCUGGAAUGACCCCUCAGCUCCAGUAUAUCAUGCCUUCACCCUCCAGCAAUGCCUUUGCUGCCAACCAGACCCAUCAGGGUUCUUACAACACUUUCAGAUUACACAGUCCUUGUGCUUUGUAUGGAUAUAACUUCUCCACAUCCCCUAAACUGGCUGCCAGUCCUGAGAAAAUUGUUUCUUCUCAAGGAAGUUUCUUGGGAUCCUCACCGAGUGGAACCAUGACUGAUCGGCAGAUGUUGCCCCCUGUGGAAGGAGUGCACCUGCUUAGCAGUGGGGGUCAGCAGAGUUUCUUUGACUCUAGGACCCUAGGAAGUUUAACUCUGUCAUCAUCUCAAGUGUCUGCACAUAUGGUCUGA